Molecule: messenger RNA, 780 nt
Organism: Leptosia nina
Lineage: Eukaryota; Metazoa; Arthropoda; Insecta; Lepidoptera; Pieridae
Source: the annotation of a GenBank genome assembly
AUGAGUUCUAAAGAUUGGGGUCUUUGUGAUUUAUGUGUCAAUAAAGACUAUGAUAUUAAUAAGAUUUAUUUAUUCGAAAGGUUGGGCUUUAAUACUAUAGCCCUUAACACUCACAUCGAAGAUUUCGACGAUGAACCUAAAAAGAAGAAAAAGAAAGGCGAAUCAAAGGAAAAGGAAGACUUUAUACCUCCACCUGUUGAUAUUACGAAAGACUCCAACAUUUCAAAAUUGAAUAUAUUACAAAGAAUUACUAUAGAUUUUUCGGAUUCCAAUGUUGCUAUUAAAAUGAAUAAAUCAGAAAAUUUAAAGAAGUACGACAUCGUUGCAGUUGUUCCCAAAACUUUGCAAUCAUUUCAAUAUGCAUGUGGAACAAUGGAUGUUGAUAUAAUAAGUUUUGAACCUGAAAGUAGGCUUCCCUUCAAAGUAAGCCGUAAACUCUAUAGACAAGCGGUUGAGAGAGGUUUAUUUUUUGAGUUAAUGUAUUCUCCAGCUAUUAGAGAUGCCACAGCAAGGAAAAAUAUAAUAAGUACAGCUCAUAAUUAUCAUGCAGUGGGUAAAUCAAAGAACAUAAUAAUUACAAGUUCUGCACAAAACUCUAUGGAAGUAAGAAGUGUACAAGAUGUAAUAAACCUUGGUUUUAUAUUUGGCCUUAGCAGUAAUGAGAGUUUAGAAACUAUACGCAGUAACACUUGUAAACUUAUUCAAAAAGCAAAAGCAAGAAAAUUUGGGAAGCAUUAUAUGGAAGUGGAAGUUAUUGAUGAAAAUAAAAACAGCAAUUAA